AAUCGCCUUUUACCGCUACCUCGUUGACUUGUUCAGCUUCGGAGUAUUUUCCGAUCCUAUGCACAUCGUGAUCGGCGUUUUUUUUAACGCCGAAAAUUAAAACUCAUUAUCAGUUUACACACCUAAUACGCGCAAAGCAUGGAUCAGAACGGCUCGGGUGAGAACGGCAGCAUGAAGGGGGGCUACUACAGGUCGCGGUCUCGGUCUCCGCUCGACCACAGCCCGGACCGCGGUCGGGACGGGGGGCGCCCCCGCCGGCGCUCCGACGUUCGCCCCGAGCGGCGCUCUCGCGCUCCGUCGGAUCGCAGGGUGUACGUGGCGAAUGUGCCCUUCGAUUGCAAGUGGACGGACAUCAAAGACCUGUUCCGCGACAAAGUUGGAGAUGUCUCCUAUGUGGAGCUGUUUGAAGAUGAGAACGGCAAAUUCCGCGGAUGCGGGAUUGUUGAGCUGAAGGACAAGUCCUCCGUGCCCAAGGCCAUUGAGGUUCUCCACCGGUACGAGAUGAAGGGGCGCUUCCUGGUCGUGAAAGAGGACUUUGACGUGGAGCGUGACCGGAUGGGACGUCCGGUCCCGCGUGGCGGCCGAUCCGGCGGCGGGGGAGAGCGCAUGUCCAUGAUGGACGACCGGGACUACCACCGGGACGGGCGGGGUCACUCGUCGGACGGCUACGGCCGCGGAGGUGGCGGUGGCGGCGGAGGUGGCGGAGGGGGCGGUGGAGGCUACAACACCUACGGACUCAGCCCCCAGUUCCUCGACUCCCUUGGCAUCGUGGGGCCGCUGUCCAACCGCAUCUUCGUCGCAAAUCUGGACUACAAGGUGACGAGCAAGAAGCUCCAGGAGAUCUUCCGGCUGGCCGGAAGAGUGAUCAAUGUGGACCUGCGGACGGACAAGGACGGCAACAGCAAGGGUCACGGCAUCGUCGAGUUCGAUCACCCCAUCGAGGCUGUGCAGGCCAUCUCCAUGUUCAAUGGGCAGAAACUCUACAGCCGCUCCAUGAGCGUUCGCAUGGACAAGUACAACGAGGACCUGGACGGAAGCUUGCCGUCGAAGCUGCCUAAUGGACUGCAGAGUGUUGGCAAAGGCCUCGGUGCUGGAGGCAACCCUCUGAACAUGAGCGCGGCGGCGAUGGCAUCGAUGGGCCUGACCCCACCGGCGGCCGGCAUGGGCCUGGGCAGUGGGGGCGCAAACCCGGUGGCAGCGUCCCUGGGCCUCGGCGGCAUCGGCAGCGGCCUGGGGGGCAGCCUGGGCAGCGGCAUGGGAGGGGGAGGUCUGGGCGGCGGCCUGGGGGGCUUGGGAGGGGGCAUGGGGGGGCUGGGGGGCAUGGGCUCGACGGGCAUGGGGCUCUCGGAGCGCUCCCUGCUGGGCUCUGGGUCGGGGAGUCUGAUGGGCGGCGGGGGCCUGGGCUCCCCCACGGGGCUCCUGGGGGGGCUCUCGGGGGGACUGGGCGGAGGGGGAGGGAUGGGGGGCGGUUUGGGAGGGGGUCUGGGUGGGGGCUUAGGAGGAGGCCUGGGCGGGGGAGGGGGCAGCCUGGACUACGACCGACACCUGGGUGGAGGGGACAGCUACGGACGGUCGCCGCGGUCGUCCGACGCCAUCAUCGUGCAGAACCUUCCGAUGAACUACACAUGGCAGAACCUGCGGGACCGCUUCAGGGACGUCGGCACCGUGCGCUACACCGACGUCAAGGGACGCGGCACGGCGGUGGUCCGCUUCAACUCGGAGCGGGAUGCCCAGAGGGCCGUCGACAUGAUGAACGGCAUCCGCAUCGAGAACCGCCAGAUCGAGGUCCGGCUCUACUGAUCCUUUCCCUCUCGCCCUCGGGCCGUCUUCACCAUCCUCCUCGCCACCUUCCGGUCCCGUCACUCCACCUCCCGGGUUGCCGUCACGCGACCGGUUCCAUCGUUGUCGUGCAGCGGACCGCUCGUUCGCCUCACUGUGGAUGCACACGGUUCUUUUCUGUCUUACGUGAUUUGCUUUUCUCGGGGAUUUGCUGCGUCCUUUUUUUAUCGACGUUAUUUUUGCACCUGUCCAAAGAGUCCCGUCCAAUUGGGUGGUGUCCAUUCUGCAUCGGGGAUUUCCGGUUUUGAUUCAACGCACUUGGGUUUUCUUGCUUUUUUUUUUUUUUGUAUCGCGCGGUUUGGGAUGAUUCACAGGUUUUCUGGUUUGUACCAGUCUGUUUUAAUUGACCGCUAAAUCUUUUUGUUUUAAAGGUUUUUUUUUGGGGGGGGGGGGGGGGGGGGGGUUGCGCUGCCUGGACAUUCAAAUUGACAUUGGCCUUAGCUGUUUUUUCUCGUUUAAGAGGUCCUAGACUCAUUUUUAUUUUUUCAUCAAAGCCAAAGCAAACGUUCUCUUCGGGUCAUUCUUUCAAAACACGUCAUCCACGACUCCGGGCAAAUCCGAGGCGUAAAUGUUCCCGACUUCACUUGUCUCGAGAUAGAAGUAACCGUCAUCGUCUGUCGUAGGCUUAGCGUAAGCCUUGUUUGCAGAUUGCUUUCAUUUCUUUUUUUCUUUCCUUCGUAGUGACACUUUUGUACGUUGUCCGAAGACGCUGCUUUCCGUCUCGCCACAUUUCCACGCUGUCGGAGGCGACGAAGCAACGUUUUCUGCGCGCUUGUGUGUUUUCUUUUUCCCCGGACCAAGAGGAAGCUGUGGAUUCUGGAGCCAGCCUCUCCACUGCAGUCGAAAGAGGAAGGGACGGACACAGACCCGUGCGAAGAAGCUCCGUUUCUCGAGAUAAAGAACGGCCCGUCUCUUGUUAGUCGUAGAAUAAAGCUUCCCUGGUCCUCUCCUGUC
Molecule: messenger RNA, 2793 nt
Organism: Ixodes scapularis (black-legged tick)
Lineage: Eukaryota; Metazoa; Arthropoda; Arachnida; Ixodida; Ixodidae
Gene: rump
Product: myelin expression factor 2
Exons: 12
Coding region: 139-1800 (553 amino acids)
Cellular component (GO): nucleus; cytoplasm
Molecular function (GO): mRNA binding
Source: RefSeq, a predicted model, not a curated record